Erigeron canadensis is the source of this 789-nucleotide messenger RNA. RefSeq lists its product as uncharacterized. Lineage: Eukaryota; Viridiplantae; Streptophyta; Magnoliopsida; Asterales; Asteraceae. Bases 1 to 789 code for a protein of 262 amino acids. The transcript has a single exon. The record is from RefSeq and is a predicted model, not a curated record.
AUGUCCAAGUACUGUGAAUUCCAUGAAGACCAUGGUCAAGAAACAAAUGCCUGUAGAGAGCUUAAGAUCGAGAUAAAGAGAGCCUUAGAUGAGGGAAAGUUGGAACACUUAGUCCCUGGUGCAAAGCAAGGUAAGAGAGCUACCCAAGCUAAGAAGACUUACACUUGGCAGAAGCAAGAUGGGAGGAAUGAUCGACCUCCACCCCCUGAUGGCCAUGUAUACAUGAUAAGAGGAAAAACCAAGUAUGAAAAAAGAAAGGCAGAAGUCCUUGAACCAUGGAGAAUGGUAUCAAUCUCAUUCCCUCCUGUAAGGGUAGUCUCUUCUGACCCAGUGGUAAUACAAGCCAGGGUGGCAAACUUUGAGGUUGGAAAGGUAUAUUUAGAUAAUGGAAGUUCCUCCGACAUAAUAUAUGACCAUUGUUUUCAAAAGUUACCUCAAAGAGUUAGAGAUCUUAAGCGUCCAUCAAGGACUCAGCUUGUCAGUUUCAUGGGAGAGUCUAACAGGCCGGUAGGAGAAGUUUUAAUGGAGGUUAUGAUGGGAGAAUACCCGUUUCACCGGAUUGAACUUAUUGAGUUCAUGAUAAUAAGAACCCUCUCUGAUUAUAAUGUCAUACUAGGCAGACCUUCCAUGCAAAAGUUUGGGGCAAUUCCAUCAACAGUUCAUGGAAUGGUGAAGUUCCCAACUCCAGCUGGAAUAGCUACAAUUCGAGGACGAAUGACUUGGCCAGAAGAGUGCAGGAAAGUUGAAAAAGUUCUACCAAGAAAGGUUGAAAAAUUACAAGAAAUUUAA